Molecule: messenger RNA, 2885 nt
Organism: Syzygium oleosum
Lineage: Eukaryota; Viridiplantae; Streptophyta; Magnoliopsida; Myrtales; Myrtaceae
Product: two-component response regulator ORR24-like
Exons: 6
Coding region: 515-2593 (692 amino acids)
Biological process (GO): phosphorelay signal transduction system; cytokinin-activated signaling pathway
Molecular function (GO): DNA-binding transcription factor activity; DNA binding
Source: RefSeq, a predicted model, not a curated record
GGGGGAAGCAGGGGAGAGAGAGAGAGAAAGGGUGAAGCUUUAUUAAAUUCUUUUCUUUUUUUCAAGAAAAGAGAAAUGCCCCUUCAAUAAUUACGCACGGAAUUAAAAUAUUGCGGCAACGGCCAAUAGAUUUCCGUGUAAUUGGGCACAAAAAAUUUCCACUUUCUCUCUUCUCCAGCAAUGCUCUGCCCAUCUCACCAUCAUUGACUCAUUCCCCUCCCCCCUCUCUCUCUCUCUAGCGUCCCUCUUCUCUCUCUUCUGGUGCCAAUUUGGCUUCUGGGUUUUGGGGGAAAGCCUCCAGAGAGGUUCUCCUGCGGUCAAAUUUCGAGACUUUGCUCAAGCUUGAUUCUCUGUCCUGUUCUCGCUCUCUCUCUCUCUCCUCUUUGAGAUCGUUUUUUGCCUUCUUCGAGGCACUGUAAUUGGGCCUCUCUUUGGAGAGGGGGAUUGGGAUUCUGGGCGCUCAAAUUGUUUUCCAGUGUCUUCUUUGUGUGUUCUGAGUGUGUGUUGAUUCACUAUGACGGUGGAAGAUGGAGGGAAUGACCGGUUUCCGGUGGGCAUGCGAGUGCUUGCCGUUGAUGACGACCCAACUUGCCUGAAAGUGCUGGAGAAUCUGCUCAGAAGCUGCCAAUACCAGGUUACCACUGCAAAUCAGGCAAUCGUGGCCUUGAAAAUGUUAAGGGAGAACAGGGACAAGUUCGACCUGGUUAUCAGUGAUGUGAACAUGCCUGACAUGGAUGGUUUCAAGCUACUGGAACUCGUGGGGCUUGAAAUGGAUUUGCCUGUGAUCAUGUUGUCAGCUUAUGGCGAUCCCAAGCUUGUGAUGAAGGGGAUAACUCAUGGUGCUUGUGACUAUCUGUUGAAACCGGUUAGAAUGGAAGAGCUCAAGAACAUAUGGCAACAUGUUAUCAGGAGAAAGAAGUCUACCUCAAAGAACCAAAGUCAGUUGCCAAAUCAAGACAAGGGUAAUGGUGAAUCUGGACCGGGCGCGCAAGGAGCGAUAACAAUUGCAAAUCCAGAUGGGAAACUCAACAAGAGAAGAAAGGAUCAAAAUGAAGAAGAAGAAGAAGAAGAAGAUGGUGAAGACAAUGAGAAUGAGAAUGACGAUCCCUCGACCCAAAAGAAGCCUCGAGUUGUUUGGUCUGUGGAUCUGCAUAGGAAAUUUGUUACAGCUGUAAAUCAGCUCGGCCUUGAAAAGGCUGUUCCAAAAAAGAUCCUAGACCUGAUGAAUGUUGAAGGGCUUACGAGGGAGAAUGUGGCGAGCCAUCUGCAGAAAUACAGGCUUUACUUGAAAAGAAUCAGCAAUGUUGCGAGCCAGCAAGCAAACAUAGUUGCUGCAUUUGGGGCGAAAGAUCCAUCCUACAUGCGCAUGACUGCACUGAAUGGUUUUGGAGACUUUCGAACAUUGGCUGGGCCAGGAAGAUUUUCUGGUACUUCUUUGUAUCCACAGGGCAUAAUGCUAGGCAGACUAAACUCGCCUGCUGGUUUAGGCUUGCAAGGGAUUGCAAAUUCGGGGCCAAUUCAGCCAAGUCUUUUGCAGAAUGUCAGCAAAUCAAUCAACUCUCUUGGAAAGCUCCAGCCCAAUCCAUCACCUGCGAGCCAAAAUACAAGCUUGCUUCAGCCAAAUCAUGGCAAGCCAGGUCCUCAUAUAAGAGACAUCGCUAAAUUCGACAAUCCCACAGCCCUUAAAGUUUCCCCCAUCAGAGAUAACCGGGUGACGGCCAGCAGUUCUAGCAACCCUAGCCAUGGCAUCCCUAGCAGCCAUUUGCUCUUACAAGGAAACCCACAGCAAACUCGUGGUGGGGAUGAAUUCGGAAUACAAUCUUCCUUUGGAGCAGUUUCUUUGCAAUCAGAAACCCUGAACGUUGGCGCUGUUGGUGGAUGUAACUUUAUCGAUAAAAGUAGAUGCAAUGAAAAUUGGCACGGUGCAGUUCAGUUACCCCAGCUUCCUUCAGCAAAUCCUACUCCAUUGACAGUGCCCUUUAACUGCAGUCCGGUGACUCCCACGAAUAUGACUGAGAAGUUCACUUUGCCCACUCCUUUUGUCCAUAACAGCCCAAAUAAUAUCUCUACUAGUCCCGUUCCAUCAGCUCUAGGAGAGUCUAGAGGAGACAUGCAAUGUCAAGCUGGGCUACUGGGAAAUGUUAUUCAAAAUGUGGACUUCACAUCUUCAAAAUCAAGAUGGGAAGAUCAUAACCAAAAUUACCAACACCAUUUCAAUCAUGGUUUUGGUACUUUUGACUCUGUGGUAGUACCAGCCAAUGGUGACAUGGAUUCUUUGAUCCAGAAUAUGGGAUCGGCAAGUUCAUUGCGAAGUGGAAGUGUGGAUGCUCCUUUUGCUGUCCAAUCAAAUUCUGGCAAUGCACCUCUCUAUCAGCAAGCAGAAGUUGGCAAAUCAGUAUCCAUGGAGGCAAACAUAAGAUCAAUUGAAAACUACCUCUUGGGGCAAACGAAGUUUCAGGAUGGCUUCAUGCCAAAUAGUUUCGAGUCCCUUGAUGAGCUAAUGGAUGGAAUGAUCAAACAGGAGCAUAAUGAGGCCGUCCUCACAAAUGGAGAUUUCAGCUUGGGCACCUACUCUAUUGGAUCAUGCAUGUGAUGCUAUUGCUGCCCCAUCAAAAAGGGAGAUGACCGCAGCACCUCCUCGAGAAGUUUGAGUCCACUUGUAAUUUUUCAGUGUUUUCUGUCUAGAUUUAAUUAUCUUCUCCGACUUUGUUGUAUGCUUUUAGUAUUCUCUAGUUUUAGCACUUAUCUUUCUUCCUUUAACUCUGUUGCAUUCCUGUUUAGUUAGAAGUUUUUGGCAAAUAUCUGACAGAUUUGUGUUCAUAUCUAUGUUUCUGUCUCCGAUCCAUUUGCGAUAACAAUGUUAUCACCCAAGUCCUUCUGAGUUA